AGAUUCUAUCUCAUUCAGAAAGCAGUGUUUGACACACAUUUGCUUGCUAUGCUAUCUACUGCGAUUUUUGAGUUGAUAUAACCCAUGAAUUUUGGAAAUAAUUGCUUCAACUAUAUCCGGGAGGACUUCCCCCAACAUCAAGGUGUACAGAAAAUCUUCACCAACCUGGAAGAGAGCACUUCUUUUCGUGGCUUGGCCCCUACCACUGGUUCUGGGGUCAUCACCCAGCCAGGAGUUUGGCCUGAGUACCAUGGAUAUCAGCCCCAGCAACACUCUGGGCUACUGGGCAGUGCCACUGCACUGCCACAACCCCUGCCUGUACCUGAGAUCCAGGUCCUCCAUCCCGUCCAGCCUCAGGGAUUCCAUGGGGGAGUGACUUUCCAGGGUAGAGCUGUUCCCUUUGAUCGCCAGCUGCAAGGCUCCAUGGCGUUUGUGGAGGCCUCCCACCAACAGCUGCAAGCGUACCUUGUGACUAUGGAUGGUACAGACCUACACUACCGUGCCUCUAUGGCCUUCACAGCUCCACAAAUGCAAGCUCCCGUCAUGCGGGUGGUUUCCAAUGGACAGCAGCUUGGCGGCUCUGGGCAUGGUACCCCUGUGCCAGUGUAUUCAGCAGGCCUGCAGCAUGACAAUGCUGUUGCUUUGAAUUCUCAAGUGGCACCUUUCAUGGCAGUAAAUACCACGCACCUUCAGCAUGUGGCUCCCAUACCCCAAGAGUCAAGCGCCCCAAUGCAGAUUGCUUGCAACCCACAGCUGGCUGCUGGACCUAGCCGCUCCAACCCAACCAGGCCUGCACCGGUGGUGAAGCCUCCACCCCACCAGUGCCAGCAGGAUCCCAAGGCUUCUUCCUCCAACAUGCCUGGAUCUGCAUCACACACUCAAAACAGUGGCACACCUGCUUCCUCAAGGUCAGUGGCAACUAAAACCACUGCGGCUGACAAGCCCAAGAAGACCUGGGAUGAGGACCGGCGAGCCAUGCUUGAGUGCCCUGUGCCCAGCAGCACCUGCUCACAGGAGAGCCUGGCGGCUAAGAAAGAAUCAAAGAAAAGGCAGGCAGAAGGUGCCAAGCAGAAGCACAAGGGUCCCUCCACCAACACCCAGCAACCAAAUACCGCCCUCACCAAGAUCACCAAAGACCAGGCACCUAAAAAGGCCAGAUGUGAGAUCAACAAAGAUGAGGAAGCUAAGACAUCCCCCACCGGGGUGGGCAAGGCCAACACUGUCCUGCCCAAGGAGUCCAAGGAGGCUGAGAAGAACAAAGACAAGAAAAGAAAGCUUCAACCUGACGCAGAUGAGAUAAACAAGAGGAAGGAGAAACGCUGUAAGAAAGCAAAGCAGGAUGAUGUUUCACAAACAUCUCAGUUUGCUGCUCGUGCCUCAACAAGUUCCGGGACAAAGCAGCUGGCAAACAUGCCCUUCGCUAGUCGUUUCAAAGUUCCCAAGAAGCCAAAUCACAGUGCACCAAAUGCUGGAAAGGUGGCCCGCCCUGCACCCAGCCAGCAGCGCAAGCCUACCCAGCUUCUGUAUGACGCAAGUUUCAUCGAGGCCUGUACACCUCCACGCCCUCAACAGCGUCCCCGUCACCACGGUCAGCACCACCAGAGUCGUUCACAGCUGAGCCGCCCACAGCACGCUGCCAGCAGCGCCAGCACCAGCCGUACGUGUGGCCAUGUGAAGACAACUGUGUGAUGUGGAGAAGUUUGAGGAGUGCAAGUAGGGAGGCAGGGAUGAACGGGACCAUAAACCUUUAGUCUACAGUCUUGCCCCUGUUAUAUCAGAUUAUUCUUUUACAUUUGGCCCAUCUGUUUUAUUCUACCGAUGAUUAGUACUAUGUUUGGCUGGUAUUUGUUAUCACUAAAGAAAUUGUUAAAUUUAAAUCAAAUACAUU
Engraulis encrasicolus (European anchovy) is the source of this 1888-nucleotide messenger RNA. Its product is annotated as PDZ and LIM domain protein 5-like. The transcript has 3 exons. The coding region runs from base 85 to 1689 and encodes 534 amino acids. The record is from RefSeq and is a predicted model, not a curated record. NCBI's taxonomy places the organism in Eukaryota, Metazoa, Chordata, Actinopteri, Clupeiformes, Engraulidae.